This is a messenger RNA of Neoarthrinium moseri, 6669 nucleotides long. RefSeq lists its product as uncharacterized. Gene Ontology annotation, molecular function: ATP binding; nucleic acid binding; ATP hydrolysis activity. The transcript is spliced from 2 exons. Gene Ontology annotation, cellular component: nucleus. Bases 1 to 6669 code for a protein of 2222 amino acids. The record is from RefSeq and is a predicted model, not a curated record. Lineage: Eukaryota; Fungi; Ascomycota; Sordariomycetes; Amphisphaeriales; Apiosporaceae.
AUGGGCGACAACCACGCGCGCGAUGUGUCGCAGUACAAGUACUCGGCAAUGUCCAACCUGGUUCUCCAGGCGGACCGUCGGUUCAUCACGAGACGAACCGAUGAGGCCACAGGCGACCCCGAGUCGCUUGCCGGGCGCUUGAGCAUCCAAGACAUGGGCGGCCGCGUUGCGCGCGAGUCGGUGCCCAAGCAGAAGAAGGUCACCGGCCCAUCCGUGGAGAGAGGCAGCCUGCAGGAGGGAUCAGACAUUCUGGCGCGCGAGCAACGGAGGAAGGGCGCGCCCUCGCAGAUGAGAGCUACCGGUAUUCUGGGCCAGGCCGACCUGCUCAUCGAGGACCUGAGAUACAAGCCGCGCACGCCCGCGACCCGCCAGACUUUUGAGUUCAUCUUGACCAUCGUGGCGAACCACCUUGGCGACGUGUCCCACGAGAUCGUUGUCAGCGCGGCGGAUGCUGUGCUGGAGUACUUGAAGGACGAUGAUAUGAAAGACUUUGACAAGAAGAAGGAAGUCGACGACCUUCUGGGUGUAACACUGAACCCCAAGGACUUCAACGAGCUUGUCAACCUGGGCAAGAAGAUCACAGAUUAUGAUGCUCAAGACGACGAGGAAAUGGCUGACGCAGGCGGCGUUGGAGAGGACGAAGCAGAACUCGACGAGCGUCAGGGUGUUGCUGUAGUCUUUGACGACGAAGAUGAAGACGAAGAUGCUGUGCAACACGAAAUCCGCGAUGAAUCUUCGGACGACGAGGCUGGGAUGGAAAAUGACGAAGAGGACGUCCCAGGUCUCGAGGAGCGAGCACGAGCUGGCGAGGCAGGCCAGGACAGAGACGAGGAGUCUGCGGGCCUUGCAGAUGGCGAAGAAAUGAUUAUCGACUCGGCCCCGACUGGUGCCAAAGAUGCUAGCAAGCCCAAAGGGCAAAAUUACAUCCCGGCACGCGAUAUUGAUCGGUAUUGGCUGCAGCGAGAGGUCGGAAAGUUAUACCCUGAUGAGCACAUGCAACACGACAAGACCAGGCUAGCGCUCCAUAUCCUUUCGGGCGAGGCCGAUGAGGAAGGAGGCGAGGAAAGGCAACUCCGGGAGAUCGAAAACGACCUGAUGGAGCUGUUUGACUACGAGCAUCACGAAGUUGUGCAAAAACUCAUUCAAAAUCGCGAAAAGGUUGUAUGGCUUACGAGGUUAGCACAAGCCGAAAACAACGAGGAACGUGGCGUGGUUGAACGUGAGAUGGCCUCCGAGGGUGUCAGGUGGAUACUGGACGAACUCAGGGGCAAGAAGCCGGCCGAUGGACCCAAGAAGAUGGAAAUCAAAAUGGACAUCGAUGUUCCGGCGUCGUUCGCCGAUGGUGCCGCGCCCAAGCCUGAGCGUGCAGAGGGUGAGCUUGUGGGGGGUCUUCAGCCUCGCAAAACCAUCAACCUGGAGAACCUCAUCUUCGACCAAGGUAACCACCUAAUGACCAACCCGAAAGUCAGGUUACCCGAAGGCUCAACGAAGCGGACGUUCAAGGGUUAUGAAGAGAUUCACGUCCCUGCGCCGAAGAAGCGCAAUGAUCCUUCCGACCUGAAUAUUCCCAUAACCGACAUGCCCGAAUGGUCGAGGGUGCCUUUCAGCCAGUCCGGUGCCAAGUCGCUCAACAAGAUCCAGUCCAAGUGCUACCCGUCUGCCUUCCAGGAUGACGGCAACAUGCUCAUUUGCGCUCCCACCGGGUCUGGAAAGACAAACGUUGCCAUGCUCACGAUCUUGCGAGAGAUCGGCAAACACCGCAACCCCGACACAGGCGAAAUUGAUUUGGAUUCAUUCAAGAUUGUGUACAUUGCUCCCCUGAAAGCGCUUGUCCAGGAACAAGUUGGCAACUUCGGCAAGCGACUCGCGGAGUACGGCAUCACUGUCGCCGAAUUGACUGGUGAUCGCCAGCUGACGAAACAGCAAAUUUCAGAGACGCAGAUUAUCGUCACAACGCCAGAGAAGUGGGACGUAAUCACUCGAAAGGCUACCGACCUGACCUACACCAACCUUGUCAGACUCAUUAUCAUUGACGAAAUCCACUUAUUGCAUGAUGACCGUGGUCCGGUACUGGAAAGCAUCGUCAGCAGAACAAUUCGGAAGACCGAGCAGACAGGAGAUCCCGUCAGGCUUGUUGGAUUGUCAGCCACACUUCCCAACUAUAAGGAUGUGGCCAGUUUCCUUCGCGUUGACGCGAACAAGGAUCUAUACCAUUUUGAUGGGUCUUUCCGCCCCUGUCCGCUGAAGCAAGAGUUCAUCGGAGUCACCGAUAGGAAAGCCAUCAAGCAGCUGAAAACCAUGAAUGACAUCACGUACAACAAGGUCAUCGAGCAUGUGGGCCAGAACAACAACCAGAUGCUCAUUUUCGUGCACUCCCGGAAAGAAACUGCCAAGACAGCUCGAUACAUCCGAGACAAGGCUCUGGAGAUGGAGACUAUCAACCAGAUCAUCAGGCAUGAUUCAGGGGCGACUGAAGUCUUAAAGGAUUCUGCGGAGUCUGCCACGGACCAGGACCUCAAAGAUCUUUUGCCCUAUGGUUUCGGUAUACAUCACGCCGGAAUGAGUCGACCUGAUCGAUCGGAUGUCGAGGAUCUCUUUGAGAAGGGUUUGAUUCAGGUUCUUGUCUGUACGGCCACGCUGGCCUGGGGUGUCAACUUGCCUGCUCAUACGGUCAUUAUCAAGGGCACGUCGGUUUACUCGCCUGAGAAGGGUAGCUGGGUCGAGUUGAGCCCUCAGGAUGUCCUUCAAAUGCUUGGACGUGCUGGUCGGCCCCAAUACGACACAUAUGGUGAGGGCAUCAUCAUCACCACGCAAAACGAGAUGCAAUACUAUCUCUCUUUGCUGAAUCAGCAGUUACCUAUCGAGAGUCAGUUUGCCAGCAAGCUCGUGGAUAACUUGAAUGCGGAGAUUGUUCUGGGUAAUGUACGGACUCGUGACGAAGGAGUAGAAUGGCUGGGAUACACCUACCUCUUCGUCCGAAUGCUUCGGUCGCCUGGUCUCUACAGCGUUGGCGCUGAAUAUGAGGAUGAUGACGCCCUGGAACAGAAGCGUGUGGAUCUCAUCCACUCGGCUGCCGCGGUCCUGAAGAAGUCCAAUCUCAUUACCUACGAUGAGAAGACCGGAAAACUUAAGGCUACAGAGCUUGGCCGGAUCGCCUCGCAUUAUUACAUCACGCAUGGGUCCAUGGAUACAUACAACAAGCUCAUCCAGCCAUCGAUCACCACUAUCGAGCUGUUCAGAGUCUUCUCACAGAGUGCUGAGUUCAAAUACAUACCCGUCAGGCAAGAUGAGAAGGUGGAACUCGCGAAGCUCCUCCAGCGAGUACCUAUUCCUGUUAAGGAAAGCGUAGAGGAACCCAUGGCCAAAAUCAACGUGCUACUCCAGGCUUAUAUCUCGAGGCUCAAGCUUGAUGGGUUGGCUCUCAUGGCCGAUAUGGUCUACGUUACCCAAUCCGCUGGUCGUAUUCUACGCGCCAUCUUCGAAAUCACGCUUCAGAAGGGCUGGUCCAACGUCUGCAAGACGGCGUUGGAUCUGUGCAAAAUGGCUGAGAAACGCAUGUGGCCUACAAUGUCGCCACUGCGGCAGUUCCCUCUGAAGCCCAAUGAGCGACACAUUGUCGCGAAGGCUGAAAGAAUCGACGUUCCGUGGAGCAGCUACUUCGAUCUGGAUCCACCACGAAUGGGACAACUGCUUGGACUUCCUCGAGAUGGCAAGAAGGUCUGUGAACUUAUCUCUAAAUUCCCGAGAGUUGAGAUUCAGGCCCAGGCGCAACCUAUGACUCGCUCCCUGCUCCGCGUCGAAUUGAGCAUCACUCCUACCUUUGAGUGGGAUGACACACUUCAUGGAACGGGCGAAAGCUUCUGGAUUAUGGUCGAGGAUUGUGACGGCGAAGAAGUUCUCUUCUACGACACUUUCCUACUUCGCAAGGAUUAUGCCAUUUCCGAGAACAACGAGCAUCUGGUCGACUUUACUGUGCCCAUCACUGAUCCCAUGCCCCCGAAUUACUUCAUCUCGGUUAUCUCAGAUAGAUGGAUGCACUCGGAAACCAAGCUGCCGGUCUCCUUCCAGAAGCUCAUUCUGCCCGAGAAGUUCCCGCCCCAUACCCAGCUCCUCGACCUUCAGCCUUUGCCUGUGGCAGCCUUGAAGGCCAAGGAUUAUGCCCAGGUCUAUGAGGAUUGGGACUACUUCAACAAAAUCCAGACCCAGACGUUCAACUCCCUCUACACCACAGACGACAAUGUGUUCAUUGGCGCACCGACCGGCAGCGGCAAGACGGUAUGCGCCGAGUUUGCCAUCCUCCGCCUCUGGGCUAAACCUGAAUAUGGCCGUGCAGUCUAUAUUGCACCUGUACAGGAACAAGUUGAUGUUAGACUACAAGACUGGCAAAAGCGACUAGGUCAUCUGCGCGGCGGCAAAGACAUUGUCAAGUUAACGGGCGAGACAGCAGCCGAUCUGAAGCUUCUUGAACAGGGCGACCUCAUUUUAGCCACUCCUACACAAUGGGAUGUCCUUUCUAGGCAAUGGCAGAGGAGAAAGAACAUUCUCACGGUUGAGCUCUUCAUUGCAGACGAGCUUCACCUCUUGGGUGGGCAGACGGGAUACAUCUACGAAAUCAUUGUAUCUCGUAUGCAUUACAUCCGUACUCAAGCCGAAUUGGCAAUGCGAAUCGUCGGUUUGAGUGUCUCGCUAGCCAAUGCUCGAGACAUUGGAGAGUGGAUUGAUGCCAAGAAGAAGGACAUUUACAACUUCAGCCCUCAUGCUCGACCCGUACCACUGGAGUUGCGCAUCCAGUCUUUCCAGAUUCCCCACUUCCCCUCGCUCAUGCUUGCCAUGGCAAAGCCAACGUACCUUGCUAUCACGGAGCUGUCAGCGCAUCAACCUGCAAUGGUUUUCGUGCCUAGCCGAAAGCAAACCAGAUCCACCGCGCGCGAUAUCCUUGCCACGUGUUUGGCGGACGAUGACGAAGAUCGGUUCUUGCAUGUCGAUGCAGAUCAGCUCCGCCCGCUCCUGGAGCGCGUUCACGAGGAGGCUCUUGCUGAGGCGCUGUCCCACGGUGUUGGGUACUACCAUGAGGCAUUAAGCCAGAGUGACAAGAGAAUCGUUAAGCAUCUCUACAACCAGGGCGCUAUUCAGGUCCUCAUCGCCUCGCGCGAUGUCUGUUGGGAGCUCGACUGCACAGCCCAUCUGGUGGUCGUUAUGGGCACGCAGUAUUUUGAAGGGCGGGAGCACAGAUACAUCGACUAUCCCCUCAGUGAAGUGUUGCAAAUGUUCGGCAAGGCCCUUCGUCCGUCCCGGGAUGGAAGGGCUCGCGGUAUGCUCAUGGUGCCGGGAACCCGACGCGAGUACUUCAAAAAGUUCUUGAACGAGGCCUUACCCGUCGAGUCGCAUCUUCACAACUUUGUGAAUGACGCCUUCGUCACCGAAGUGAGCACAAAGAUGAUCGAGUCUGCUGAGGAUGCCAUUAAUUGGACUACUUUCACCUACUUCUACCGUCGCCUUCUGGCCAACCCAAGCUAUUACAGCUUGACAAGCGCGACGAAUGACGGUCUCAAUGCUUACCUGUCAGAUCUCGUUGAGACAACCCUCAAGGAGUUGACCGAAUCGAAGAUCAUCGACUUUGACGAGGACGAUGGUUCGGUCUCGCCCCAAAACGCCGCCAUGAUUGCUGCGUACUACAACAUUUCGUACAUCACGAUGCAGACGUUCCUGCUCUCGCUCAGCGCCAAGACCAAGCUGAAGGGUAUCCUCGAGAUCGUGACAUCUGCCACCGAGUUUGAGUCCAUUCAGAUCAGACGCCAUGAAGAAAACCUGCUCCGACGCAUCUAUGAUCGCGUGCCCGUCAAGAUGUCCGAGCCGGUCUACGACUCACCGCAUUUCAAGGCAUUCGUCCUAUUGCAGGCGCACUUCUCACGGAUGCAACUGCCAAUCGAUCUUGCUAAAGAUCAAGAGGUGAUAAUCUCCAAGGUCUUGAGUCUACUGAGCGCUACUGUCGAUGUUCUCUCGUCUGAUGGGUACCUCAAUGCCAUGAACGCCAUGGAGAUGUCGCAGAUGGUCGUCCAAGCCAUGUGGGACCGAGAUAGUCCGUUGAAGCAAAUUCCUCAUUUCACGCCAGAGGUCGUCAAGGUGGCGAACGAGUUCGGAAUCAAGGACAUCUACGACUUCAUGGAAUCCAUGAACCCUGAGGAGAACCCUGACUACGGCACGCUCAUCAAGCGCCUUGGCCUGUCGCAGAAGCAGCUGGCCGAGGCCGCGAACUUCACCAAUAACAAGUACCCCGACAUGACCCUUAACUUCGAGCUCGUCGACGAGGACGAUAUCCGGGCGGGCGAGCCUGCCUACAUCAAUGUACAAAUUGAGCGUGAAGUGGAGGAGGAUGAGGAAGUUGACACGACGGUCCACGCGCCAUUCUAUCCCACCAAGAAGAUGGAGAACUGGUGGCUGGUGGUGGGAGAAGAGAGCACGAAGACACUGCUUGCGAUCAAGCGCGUGACGAUCGGCCGCCAACUCAAGGUGAAGCUGGAGUACACGGUACCGACGCCUGGAAAGCACGAUCUGAAGCUCUUCUUGAUGAGCGAUAGUUACUCUGGCGUCGACCAGGAGCCCACGUUUUCAGUCACGGUCGGAGAAGGCAUGGAAGUCGAUGACGAGGAAGAGGAGGACGACGAGUAG